AUGAAUCAACAUGAAGUCCAACAGAGUCGCUUGGUGAACGCGUUACACAAUCUGCCAAGAUUUUGCCAUGGCAGUGCCAUUGCCAUUGCCAGUCUGGCAUCCGAUGACAGAAGUACUCGAGAAGACUACAUCCGAGGGAUGCUGAGUUUCUGCUUCUUUCUACUUCUGAUUGUCUACCUCUGGGUCUUCGUGUUGAUUGUAUUGAAGCUGGCCUUUCCCCACAAAUGGGUUGGCUGUGCGGCUGGAGGAAAAACAUUGGAUGUGGCCAAGAUGCGAAAGGCGAAAAUACCACGGCACAUAAGACGAAAACAAAUUCUGAGAGCAUGGAGACUCCAAUGGCUCUUUCUAGUUUGCUCCAUUCUGAUACCUGUCAUGACACUACUCAUGACCAGGAACGGGUUGUCACCUUUCCUCAACAGUCUGGAUGAAGUUGGAAGCAUCAAUAAUGAAGUAGAGGCAGUUGCCUUUCGUGGCAUGGCAAUUGCAGAAAGCCUGCAGACAGUCAGAAGCAAUUUGGCCAACAUUUCCAAGACUCAACAACAAGAACAACUGCAGCACAUUGACUUGGAUACACUUUGUCCAUCACUGAACAACUCAUCUUUUAACGACACCAACUCGUCCAUGCCGGCAUUGCCACCCAUUACUACAAUCCACCAAUACAUUGAUACUGUAAAGACCUUCAUUAACUAUUAUGUCCCAAUCAGUAGUGGCCAUUGGAGAAAUCGGCCUAGAUUAUGA
Molecule: messenger RNA, 738 nt
Organism: Seminavis robusta
Lineage: Eukaryota; Bacillariophyta; Bacillariophyceae; Naviculales; Naviculaceae
Source: the annotation of a GenBank genome assembly